AUGGUGUCGGGCUGCAAGAUCGGCCCAUCCAUCCUCAACAGCGACCUGGCCAACCUGGGGUUCGAGUGCCUGCGCAUGCUGGACUUGGGGGCCGACUACCUGCACCUGGAUGUAAUGGAUGGGCAUUUUGUUCCCAACAUCACUUUUAGUCACCCUGUGGUUGAAAGCCUCCAAAAGCAGCUAGGCCAGGACGCUUUCUUUGAUAUGCACAUGAUGGUAUCUAGGCCAGAAAAGUGGGUAAAACCAAUGGCUGUGGCAGGUGCCAAUCAAUAUACCUUUCAUCUUGAGGCAACUGAGAACCCAGCGGCUUUGAUUAAAGACAUUCGGGAAAAUGUGAUGAUGGUAGGCCUUGCCAUCAAACUAGCAACUACAGUUGAUUAUUUGACCCCAUGGGUUAAUCAAAUAGAUAUGGCCUUGGUAAUGACUGUAGAACCUGGGUUUGUAAGGCAGAAAUUCAUGGAAGAUAAGAUGCCCAAAAUUCACUGGUUGGGGACCCAGUUUCCAGCUUUGAAUAUAGAGGUCGAUGGUGGAGUAGGUCCUGACACUAUUCAGAAGUGUGCAGAGGCAAGAGCUAACAUGAUUGUGUCUGGCAGUGCCAUUAUGAGGAGCGAUGACCCCAGCUUACUAAGAAACGUUUGCUCAGAAGCGGCUCAGAACUGUUCUCUUGAACGAUGAAGCCACAAGGAACCCAGUUUCUGUUCAUGAAACCCUUUUUACUGGAAAAGAGGAGAGCUGACUACAAAAUCACAUUGCAGUCGAAGCAGUGCUCCAAUCCAGUGAUUAAAACCAAUUGUUCAGGAUGUUCAAGAGGUUUCUCCUCAGAAAGGAAAUUCAACCAGUAGAAUUACGUUAGCAGAGAAGAGUAGAGGGCCGUGAGCUCUCAGCUGUGACCGCUUUGCUCCUUAAAGACAGCUGUGAACAUUCUCCUUCGAGAUCUGCUCCCAGUUACCUUCUCUGUCACCGUCAUAUGGAAACCUCAUAGUGGUUCCAGUUGGGACCACUGGGAUACAGUAGUAGAACUCUACAGACAAAUUGAGCUUCUCCUCCAAUGACACAGGACAGCUGAUUACAAGUUCCUUCUCACAGCUUUUGUCAACUAACUACUGAUGGGUUUGCAAAGAUACCUCCAGGAUUUACAUGACUCCGGCUCUGGUGCUGUGACAUUAUAUACUUUUUAGAAUGUACAGAUUUUAAGCCAGGCACAGUGGUACAUCUUAUAAUUCCAUGAGAAGUUGCUUCGGGAGGAUUUCAAUGACUUCAAGGCCAGCCUGGGUUGCAACACAAAUGCCUCAUAUGCCAAUUCUGCAUUUCAAAAAACUAAUACACACAGUAGUCCCUGGGAGAAAACUUUUUCCAUAAUAGCUAAGUUAAUUCUUCAGUGGUUUGACAGUUGGACUAGGUGAUAUGUUCAUUAUUAUUGAACUUGAAACUACAUGAAUUUUAAUAGACAAUCAAAAGACCUGUAGACCCCCCUGACUAAAAAAGUGAGUCAAACUAAAUAAAAUGACAAACAUGAAA
Molecule: messenger RNA, 1518 nt
Organism: Mastomys coucha (southern multimammate mouse)
Lineage: Eukaryota; Metazoa; Chordata; Mammalia; Rodentia; Muridae
Product: ribulose-phosphate 3-epimerase-like
Biological process (GO): pentose-phosphate shunt; pentose-phosphate shunt, non-oxidative branch; carbohydrate metabolic process
Cellular component (GO): cytosol
Molecular function (GO): metal ion binding; D-ribulose-phosphate 3-epimerase activity
Source: RefSeq, a predicted model, not a curated record